Molecule: messenger RNA, 312 nt
Organism: Knipowitschia caucasica
Lineage: Eukaryota; Metazoa; Chordata; Actinopteri; Gobiiformes; Gobiidae
Source: the annotation of a GenBank genome assembly
AUGCACUUGGCCGAGCGAAGCAGAGGAGCCGUGAGCAGAACGGCAGUGGCAGCAUCUUCAGGGAGCACGGGGGCCCUUCACCACAGUCAUUGUCGCGGUGACAAGGGUGCAAUGUUGCACAGGUCCCCAGAGGCCGUGUCUGCAGACAAUGCCUCGCUCCGUUUGGCCUUUGGCUCUGACAAGAAGUGGGAGGGCGCAGUGUCUCACCUCAACACGUUCCUGAGUGCCCAAGGAAGUCCGAGCUACGCAGGGCCCAAGUUCAGCGUCCUGCCCAAGCCCCCCAGUCACUGGGGGCCCUUUCCAAUGGGAUGA